Messenger RNA from Endocarpon pusillum Z07020, 651 nucleotides. RefSeq lists its product as uncharacterized. The record is from RefSeq and is a predicted model, not a curated record. Bases 1 to 651 code for a protein of 216 amino acids. The transcript has a single exon. NCBI's taxonomy places the organism in Eukaryota, Fungi, Ascomycota, Eurotiomycetes, Verrucariales, Verrucariaceae.
AUGAAGCUCCGGAAACAGGCAAUAGAACGCAUCUAUCCCGUCUUUGCAGGAGCGGCAGCUGUUUUGGUCAUUGACAAGGCCUUGACUUCUGCUGAAAGUGCCUAUAUGGCCAUCACGGAAGCUCUUGCAAUGGUCGCAUCCUCACAGUGGAUGACGCGUUGUUGGACGUUGGCAGAAGCGGCGCUGGGCAUGAAGUCAGGUCUGAUAUUCUGCCUGGGGAACAGCAUAAUUCGCUACAGGGACUUCAAGCUCGACGGGGAUGGCAACAAAGCAUACAAAUUGCUCGACUUGCCUUCUAAAAGCUUCUUUAGAGACUUUUUGCAACGUGCGUUUGUCCUGUUCCAUGUCGCAUGGUUGGCUUCACAGCCACUGCUUUCGGAUUUUGAAUCAUUUAUCUUGGUAUGGAACUCACUGACAGCUCGAUCAACAUCGUGGCCAGAUGAUGUCUGGGGCAUCAUGGCUACCCUCCUUGGGUUUAGCGGUAAGGAGAUCAUGCGAAAGAUGGCUGGAUAUUUUGGUGGUGAUCCUAACAUGAUGAUUUUCUCCAGUCCGCCCACAUUUUCGGCACCCAUAUUACUGGCUGUCCACUUUAUCGGGGGCCCACAGUUCAGGACUCGUAAUUGCUGUGCUCUCAUUGAUUCAGUUAGAUAG